CUUUUUGAUUUUAACAUUUUUAUGAAAUAUAAUAAAUUGUCAUUAAAUGAAGGGAUAUAAGGAUAAUGAACCUAGUAUCAGCUUAGAAAAGGUAGUUUUCCCAUAUGAAAUAACAGUUUCAGUUAUGGAAGUUAAAAAUAAUAUUCUUGUUAUGGGAUUGGGAGGAGGAGGAGUUUUACGUAUGAAUUUGGAACAUCCAGAAGAAAUUCAGGACUUAGAGAUGCCAUAUAAGUAUGUAGAAGUAGUGAUUGAACGAAUUUUUCUUUCACCGAAUGGAAAACAUUUGAUAGUGGGGAUAGAAAGUGAUGAAUAUAUAUAUUUUGAAGGGGAAUCCAUUCAAGGGAAGGUAUUGACACAAUUUAAAGGUCUUGGGAUUAGAUGUAUUGCAUGGAAUAAUGAGGGGAAAGAUUAUUUUAGAAAGGGAAUUUUAUUAGGAAGUUAUAAUGGAAAUAUAUAUGAAGCUAAUAUACAAAUAUUAAAUAAACAAAAUAAGUAUGUAAGAUGUGUAUAUCAGGGAGAAGAUAAUUCAGAAGUGAUUGGGCUUUAUAUGGAAGAAUUAACAGAAGAUAGUGAAUAUUAUUAUAUUGUAGUAGUUACAGAAAGAAAGAUAGAAUAUUUUAUGGGAAAAAAAGGAAAAAAUGGAUCAAAUGAUAUAACAGUAACACAGGAUAUUUUUUCAUCCAAUGUAAAGGGAUCUCAAGUUUUUGAAACGAAAAAUUCACAAUAUUCAAUAUCACCAAUUUUAUUUGAUGAAUAUAGCAAUAAUAUGAGUGAUAGAUAUAUUGGAUGGAUAUCAGAAAGUAAUCUUUUUUAUGGAUCAUUAAAAAUGUUUGAUAUUGGUGUGUCUGAAAAGUUUAAUUUUACAUUGACACAUUUGUUAAUGGAUACGGUUAAAAAGGAUUUGAAUUUGCCCUUUUUUUUUUGUUUUACACAUUAUCAUAUUAUUCUUGUAAAACAAUCAGAGAUAUAUUUAUUAAGUAGAUUAAAUCAUCAGAUUGUUUUUUCAGAAAAGAUACCAUUGGCAUUAGGUGAAAAAAUAUUAGGUCUAGUAACAGAUACAUAUAAAAGUUCAUAUUGGGUUUAUUCAAAAGAUUCUGUUUAUGAAAUUGUUGUUUCAAAUGAAGAUUGUAAUAUUUGGGAUCUGUUUCUUAAAAAUAAUGAUUAUAUUAAAGCGCUUAAAUAUGCUAAAAAAAACUCUCAUUAUGAUAUUAUUUACAGAAAAUAUGGAAUGGAUUUGAUUAAACAGGAUAAAGCUCGUGAUGCAGCAAAAAUAUUAGCUAAAACAACAUUUCCUAUUGAAGAGAUUGCCUUGAAAUUCAUAAGCAUGAAAGACUAUGAUUCAUUGAGAAUAUAUUUACUUGAGAAAUUAAGUAUGAUGAAGAAGGGAGCAAUUAUACAAAAAACUAUAUUAUCUACAUGGUUACUUUUUUUAUAUAUAACUAAAAUGAAUACACUAGAAGAUAUUCAAAGACAGAAGAUUUUUCUUAAUUUACCUGAUACAACACAAACAGAAAACAAGGAAAUUCAAAAUGAAUUCCGGGAAUUUAUAAAUAAAUAUAAAAAUGAUUUAAACCGAGAAGCUUCUUAUUAUCUUAUUAAUAGUCAUGGCAGACAAAAUGAAUUGUUAAUGUACGCAGAAAGUAUUAAUGAUUAUUCAUAUAUUUUAAAAUAUUGGAUAAGAAAUCAGAAUUAUGAUUCGGCACUUGACAUUCUUAACAAACAAGAUUCACCUGAAUUAAUUUAUAAAUAUGCAUCUGUAUUGAUUUUACAAAGACCAAAAGCAACUGUAGAUAUAUGGAUGUUGCAUUCUGAUAUUGAUCCAUUGAAACUUAUUCCUGCUAUUAUUGAUUAUAAUCAACAAUAUAAGCCUCUAAUAGAACAUAAUCAAACAAUUCGUUAUCUUUUUUUUGUUAUUGAUCAGACAUCUAUAACUGAUUCUAUUAUUCAUAAUACAUUAUUAUCAUUACUUGCAAGCAGUGAAAAUGAAGACGAAGCAACCCUCUUACAAUAUCUUGAAUGGCAAAAAAGUAAGCAUUAUUAUACUCAGGACUUUGCAUUACGUACUUGUAUUCAGUAUAAAAGAAUUUUGAGUUCUGUUUAUUUGUAUUUUGAAAUGAAUUUUUUUGAAGAAGCUAUAGAUUUGGCUUUAGAAUAUGAUAAUGUAGAUUUGGCAACUACUAUGGUAGAUAAAAUUGAGGAUAAUCAGAUAUUGAAGAAAAAAUUAUGGAUUAAAAUUGCAAAAAAAGUAAUUAUUCAAUCUGAUGGGGAUACUAAGAGAUUACAAUUUUUAAUGAAAAACAAUAGGCUUUGUAUUGAAGAUUUAAUCCUAUUAUAUCCUGAUUCUGUAAAAAUUGAUGAUUUUAAAGAAGAUAUAUGUUCUGUAUUAAAAGAUUAUAGUUCUAAUAUAGAUUUUUUACUUAAAAAAAUGGAAGAAUUAACUCAAUCUGCUGAUAAUAUUCGUAAUAGUAUACAAGAUCAUAAUAACUGGUUCGUAAUUUUGAAUACAGAAGAAGAAUGUAAUAUUUGUCGAAAUAUGUUAUUAAAUGAACAAUUUUAUGUUUUUCCAUGCCAACAUUGCUUUCAUAAAGAUUGUUUAUUUUCAAAAGUUUCAGAAGAUACUACUUCUUGGCAAUACAGGCGAAUUCAAGAUCUACAAUCUUCAAUAUCUAAACUUAAAAAUGAUACAUCUGAAAAACAAAUACAACAAUCUAAAAAACUAGCCAAAGAAUUGGAUGAUAUAAUAUCAUCUGAGUGUAUACUUUGUGGUAAUACUAUGAUACGAAGUAUAGAUAAAAGUUUUAUCGAUAAUAAUACGGAAAUGUCUUUUUGGAAUAUUUAACAAUUACAGUUAUAUUUAUUAUUUAAAUUAGAAAUAAUAUUCUCU
Messenger RNA from Pneumocystis carinii B80, 2884 nucleotides. RefSeq lists its product as hypothetical. The transcript is spliced from 9 exons. Gene Ontology annotation, biological process: endosome organization; vacuole organization; organelle fusion. Bases 47 to 2839 code for a protein of 930 amino acids. Gene Ontology annotation, cellular component: endosome; HOPS complex. NCBI's taxonomy places the organism in Eukaryota, Fungi, Ascomycota, Pneumocystomycetes, Pneumocystales, Pneumocystaceae. The record is from RefSeq and is a predicted model, not a curated record. Gene Ontology annotation, molecular function: protein-macromolecule adaptor activity; protein binding.